Messenger RNA from Arvicola amphibius (Eurasian water vole), 1309 nucleotides. RefSeq names its product leucine rich repeat containing 27 (gene Lrrc27). Lineage: Eukaryota; Metazoa; Chordata; Mammalia; Rodentia; Cricetidae. The record is from RefSeq and is a predicted model, not a curated record.
UUAGAAAGAAAUCCUAUCAAAACGUUACCCGUUGAGCUAGGUCAACUACACUGAAGGACGCUGAACCUGAGACACUGCCCUCUAGAAUUCCCACCUCACCUGAUCGUGCAGAAAGGCUUGGUAGCCAUCCUGACCUUCCUACGGAUCUGCUCGGUGGAUGCCUUCCCUGGAGACAAUCCCCUCAGGAAGUCUCCAACCAUUAAGAUGGUCUUCAGUGACUUUUCGUACCCUGUGCUGCCUCAGCCCCAUAAAAAGCACGUCAGUGAGAAGGCCUUAAGGUCCCAAGCCAUGAGGCAGCCCGCGGUGAAGGAGAAGGCUGACUUCUUCCCGCCUAUGGACAGGCUAGACCUGAGUGAGCUCCGCAAAUCCAGCGCCUCCUCCGAGAACUGGCCCAGUGAGGAGGAGAUCAGGCGCUUCUGGAAGCUGAGACAGGAGAUCGUGGACGAGAAGGUAGACAUUCUGAAGAAGAAGCUCUUGGCUGUUGAGCUGCCUCCAAAUCUCAAGGCAGCACUAAAUGCCAAGGAGAAAAGGCACCGGAAGCCAGUACCCACAGGCAGAAAGUCCACCUCCUUCAAAGGAAUCUUGCCCAACCUCCCUUCAGUGUACCAAAACACAAUGCGUACGAAAAGACUGGAUGACAGUCAUACAGCGACUCUCCGGGAACUCCAAGAAAAGGAGACACUGCUGGAGCAGCGGAGGAGAGACAAGAGAACUUUGCAGGAGUGGAGAGAGCAGACCCAGCUGAUGAGGAGCAAGAGGGAGGUCAAUAAAUUCCAGCCACCACAUAGGAACAUGAUGGCAUCAAAGAUCCCCUUUGCCACAGAUCUGAUAGACCAUGGGAAAACGCCAGCCAAUUCACUCGGGAAAAUGAAGGCCAGCAGAGAGAGGACGGUGCAGAGGAGUGUCAGCGCCUCACCGUUAGCAGACCUGGAGGAGAAGAUAAGGCGGCAUACACAGCAGAUCUGUGCUCGCAACUUUCUGGGUACCAACCCACUGCAAGACAUGAAGAUAGCCAACCAGGACCUGGAAACUGCCAAGGAACUUCAGGAGGAAUUAAGGAAACUGAAGCUGGAGAUGACCUUGAACAAGGAACACCCAUUUGCAACUCUGUCUGGGAACCUUUCGCUUCACCCACCAGCAUCACAGCCUCAAAAUAUAUUUUUUAACACAAAAUACUAGGAAAGUGGUGUUGUCAGCAGGGAUGACAAGUACCUCCCACAGUGCGGAGCUGCAGUCCCCCAUGUGGUGUGGGGAUUGGCAGGAGGGCAACUAGUGGGUCUUUGGCUGCUCCAUAGGCUGCGGCUUUUGA